CCAUGAAAGAUGCAAAGCAGAUAUAGUUGAGAUUCAAAAAGGAUCGCAGUCUGACAUUCUCCCUGAAAUCAGGAAGAGUAAGUUGAGGCAAUUUCUCCUGGGAAACUGGACCUGAAGAAACCUGUUCUGUUGGGGUGUAGCAGAUGAAAAAGUUAAUGAUUGUUACAGGCCAAGGCAGGUUAGGGGAGGACGAAAUGUCUACUGCAGCUGUUCUACUAAAGAGAAUGUCUUGUGAUUUUUCAGUGUCUACAGGGGAGGAAAUGUUGGUUAAUAGCAGAGGGAGGUCUCUUUGACUUCUCUUUUUCUAAUUUCACCAGCUCUGUUUUGAAGAGCAUGUUGGAAACUCACUAAUUUUGAUCUUCAAGUUGCCAUUUUCUAUUGCUUGGAGAAUCUCCCUCCUACUACCCCUCAUGCUGCUGUGGGCAUUGCUAUUGAUCCUUGGUUUGGUCAGCGCACAAGCUUCCAUUUCAAAGAAAGCCGUGGUACAUCUCAGCCCUCCAUGGACCACUAUCUUCAAAGGGGAGAAAGUGACUCUGACUUGCCAUGGAUUCAACUCCUCCAAACCAGGGACAACAUGGUGGUAUGAAAACCAACAAUUGCGAGACAGUUGGUCUACAAACAGCAUUGAGACUAAUCAGACUGGAGAAUACAGAUGCCAGACCCAGGACUCAGCCCUCAGUGACCCUGUGAACCUGGUAGUUUCUUCUGAUCUGUUGAUCCUGCAGGUCCCAUAUUCUGUAUUUGAAGGAGACACAUUGGUCCUGAGAUGCCAAGGACGUGAUCAUGUUGAGACCGCCACAAAUGUGACAUACUAUAAGAAUGGAAGGAUAUCUUCUUAUUUCCUUAAAUACUCUAAUUUCUCCAUCCCACGAGUUGGCUUAAGUUACAGUGGCAAAUAUCACUGCACAGGAGUUUUUAGGGGUACUUUUUUUGCUCAGAAAAGAAGUUCGAGAAAAGUAAACCUCCAAGUCCAAGAACUGUUUCCAUCUCCUGAGCUGAAAACCACAACCUCCCACCCCACAGAGGGAACCCCAAUGACCCUGAGCUGUGAGACCCAGCUUCCUCCACAGAGGUCAGACAUAGAGCUGCACUUCUCCUUCUUCAGAAAUAACAGAGUCAUCAUGUCAGGCUGGAAGAAGUCUCAGGUGCUCCAGAUCCCAGUCAUCUGGAGGAAAGACUCAGGGUCAUACUGGUGUGAGGCGAAAGCAAUGACUCAGAAUAUUUGGAAACAGAGCAACCAUGUGAAGAUCAGUGUGAAAAGAAUCCCCAUCUCUGGCAUCCUCAUGGAGACCCAGCCUUCUGGGGGGCAGGUGACUGAAGGAGAGAAGCUGGUCCUCAUCUGCUCAAUAGCUCGGGGCACAGGGAACAUCACAUUCUCCUGGCACAGAGUGGGCAUUAAGGCAAGUCUGGGAGAGAAGACUCGACAUUCUCUGAAGGAGAAGUUUGUGCUCUCUGUUAUGAAUGAGACUGAUGCAGGGGAGUAUUAUUGUACUGCUAACAAUGGCAUCAACAACAUCAGCAGCCUGACGGCUAAAGUCACUGUGAGAAGUAGAGAUCUCUCCUCCCAAGCCAACUCAAGUGAAAAUAUUGGUCGCUUGGCCCUUGGACUGAUUGUGACCCAGUUCAUUUUGAUUGGCCUCUCUGCUUCUGCUCUUCUAUUUUGCUUUGGACCUUGGAGUAAGCCAGUGUUCAGCACUCAUUCAGUUAUGCCGUAUUGAUUCUUCAUGACAUAAAAACCAUCCACCCAGAGAACUCAUCCACUUCGGAGAAGACUGGUACAAUAGAAAGCACACUGGCUCUGGAGGCGGAGGACCAGUGUUCAAAUACAUCUGCUGAUGUGCAGUACUUGUGUCAACUUUGUCAAGUGAUUUAACCUCCCUGGACCUCAGUUUGCUCAUUUGUAAAAUGAGUAGAUUGGAUUAGAUUAUCUCCGAGGUCCCUGACAGCUUUAUCUAUAUGCUACUAUAUUACCUUAAUAUGAACCUUAAAAUCCAAAGUCACCGAUGAUUUCUUAAUUACCAAAUCCAAUCAGCUUUUCUCAGUCCUCAUUCUUCUUGACUACUCUGCAGACUGACACUGUAAAUCAUUCUCCUCUCUGCCAUACUGUUUUCUCUAGGUUUUCUCCAUAGUUGGUCUUUUGUUGUCGUUCAGUCAUUUUU
Molecule: messenger RNA, 2159 nt
Organism: Vombatus ursinus (common wombat)
Lineage: Eukaryota; Metazoa; Chordata; Mammalia; Diprotodontia; Vombatidae
Product: Fc receptor-like protein 4
Exons: 8
Coding region: 411-1718 (435 amino acids)
Biological process (GO): cell surface receptor signaling pathway
Molecular function (GO): transmembrane signaling receptor activity
Source: RefSeq, a predicted model, not a curated record